AUGGUAGACAGCAUCGCCAACGAUGGGCUUGGCAAGGUGGCUCUGGAGCUUGCCUCCCGUGGACAGCCCGAACGACAGCCCAGAGAAGUUAGCCUCGGGGCAUCUCCCGGCGAGGAGAGGAGUUCAGGCGAAGAAUCGGCGGUCACGAUGGCCAUGCAAGUCUCCAAAUCAAGAGGCAUCGCGAUCAUCGUCACCCUUGCCGGGAUCAACUUUCUCAACACCAUGGGAUCGGGCCUUCUGAUUGCCAUUCUACCUCACAUUGCGCGUGACGUGGGGCUGUCCGAUAGCCUGAUUCUCUGGCCCGCCGCCACAUACGCCCUCGCGGCGGGGUGUCUUCUCCUCAUCUUCGGCGCCAUUGCAGAUGUUGUUGGGCCCAAGCUAGUGUGGGCCUGCGGCGGCGCCCUCUUCGUUAUCUUUACUGUCGCCCUGGGGUUCUCCCAGAGCGGGAUACAGGUGAUCAUCUGGCGCACUUGUCUCGGUAUCUCCAUGGCCAUGUGCCUGCCGGCCACCGUCAGUCUCAUCACAAACACGUUUCCGCGUGGGUCAUGGCGCAAUGCAGCUUUCUCCAUGAAUGGCAUGGCACAGCCGAUGGGCUACGCGCUCGGACUGGUAUUGGGUGGCGUCUUCGCAGACACAAUCGGUUGGCGCUGGAGCUACUACUUGAUGGCAAUGCUCAGCUUCGUUACGGCCGGUGUCUCAUUGUUAGCACUUCCAGUGGUCCAUCACGCAUCAGACAGCGGCAAGAGCAAAUGGCGCCGCUUGCGUGAGGAAAUCGACUGGGUGGGCGCUGUGAUACUCAGCGCCUCAUUCGGCGUCAUCAUGUAUGUGCUUGCGCUGGCGACCUCAUCAUACAAGAACCUGAGCUCAGCACCAAGCUUGCCACUGUUGAUAAUGGCAGUGUUUUUGCUGGCACUCUUCCCGGUCUGGAUGCGUUACCAGGAGAAAAGACAGCGUCCCGCGCUGAUCCCAAACCGGCUGUGGCGUGAAAUGCCCUUCACAUCGGUUUGUUUGUCUGUCUUCCUUUGCUGGGCAUCACUCAACGCUUUUGAAUACUUUACCACACUUUUCUACCAGCAGGUGCAAGGAGUGUCGGCAUUGCAAGCUUCUCUGAGAUACUUCCCUCAGAUCGUCAUGGGAAUAAGCACCAAUAUUGCCAUGGUGUACCUCGUCUCGAGGGUGAAGACUCGAACACUUGUUAUAGGAUCUGCUUUGAUCAGUAUCAUCUCCCCAGCUCUGAUGGCUACGGCACGAAUUCAUGAGAGCUACUGGUUAGCUCCAUUCUGGGCAAUAUUCCUCUGUCCAGUCAAUCCAUGGAUCCUCUUUGCAGUCGGAAACCUCAUCAUCUCAGAUGCAUUUCCGCCUCACGUGCAGUCUCUAGCCGGCGGUAUCUUCAAUGAGGUGGCUCAAUUUGGCAAUGCGGUCGGCUUGGCUGUGACUGCCGCCAUCGCUGCCUCCGUCACAGAGCACUCAGACGCCAUAGACGGAACUGUCGCAUUGAUGGACGGCUUUAGGGCUGCGUUUUGGACAAUAUUUACGAGUACAGGGGCGAUAAUACUUGUAUGCGUGUUUGGACUGUCCAACGCGGGAAUGGCUGGCCAGGGAAAGAAAUCACCAUAG
Thyridium curvatum is the source of this 1617-nucleotide messenger RNA. RefSeq lists its product as uncharacterized. Gene Ontology annotation, molecular function: transmembrane transporter activity. The transcript is spliced from 4 exons. Gene Ontology annotation, biological process: transmembrane transport. NCBI's taxonomy places the organism in Eukaryota, Fungi, Ascomycota, Sordariomycetes, Thyridiales, Thyridiaceae. The record is from RefSeq and is a predicted model, not a curated record. Gene Ontology annotation, cellular component: membrane. The coding region runs from base 1 to 1617 and encodes 538 amino acids.